This is a messenger RNA of Symbiodinium sp. CCMP2592, 3738 nucleotides long. Lineage: Eukaryota; Dinophyceae; Suessiales; Symbiodiniaceae. The record is from the annotation of a GenBank genome assembly.
AUGCAACAGAACUCCUAUACUGCUUGGCCGUCAGCUUUACAAACAGCAGGCACCGUGAAACAUGUUCGAUGCUGUCCCGUGAGUUGUUCGACAUGUGGUUUCCAGGAGCUUAUCAGCCCAGAAAAAGGAGGAGGUGGUGGCAAAGCCAAGGGCUUCGAGGUGCAGAGAUUCGGGGAUUCGCGAUGUGCACUCAUCGGAUUUCCUUCAGUCGGGAAAUCGUCCCUUCUGACGGCUUUGACUGGAGUGCAGUCCGAGGCAGCAGCCUACGAGUUCACCACUUUGACCUGCAUCCCAGGUGUCAUCAACUACAAUGAUUGCAAGAUUCAGCUUCUUGACCUGCCUGGCAUCAUCACAGGCGCUGCACAGGGCAAAGAUGCCUUGAGUUUUGCAUGCUUUUCGCGGGCCAUGCCUGCACUGAGUUUCUGGUGCAGCGCAGGAUGGUUCUCUGGGUUCGUGGUCGCACUCAAUGCGGACUGUCAUCAGGAAGCCCUUCCUUGCGAUCACGGGCACCGCUGCGUGGAUGCAAGCCGCAUCUGUGAUGGCCUACUGGACUGUGUGGAUGCAUCCGACGAAGCGAACUGUGGGACUGCAGGUCAACCACCCGGCCCUGACCACGAAAGUUAUCCUGGUGACGUCAUGUCGGUGGCCGCUCUGGAGCAGGCAGAGCUUGCAAGGACGGUAGCACGCGCACAUCGCCGCGAGCAAGAUGGCAGGAAAAGGGUCGAGCAUGAGAAGAAACUCCAGGAGUCACUUUUGCAGGAAGCGCGGAAGGCACUCAGAAGAUCAGAUGAGGAGAAGUCGAGAUGUCAAAAUGCUGAGCAGGGGACGGAGUGUUUCAGUCACGUGCUCUAUGCAAUGAGCCACGGCAUCUUCGAACAUCCAAAUUGGUAUCCCGGCCUUUCCUCUGAUUCUGACUUCUCCGACUUUCAGGCACUACUGCAUUUGUUGCCGCAAAACGGCUGCCCGAGGCCUUGCAGGGGUGGGACCUGUCUGCAAUUGCGCUUGCAGCCGCUCUGCCUGCUGCGCGUGGACUGGCUUCAGCAGGUGGAGCUAAUCCAGCAUCCGGCCUGGUACCCGGAGCUCACCGCAGCAUCCAGCAAGCGGGAGCUUGCCAAGAGUUUGUGGCAGCGGGGUGAUCCGAACUGCUUUCGGCCCUGUCAUUUGGGCGAGGAGAACGACCCUCACUUGCUGGAGCUCGUUCGUACGCCAAGGCAGAAGGAGGGCACACAUCUGCGUUCUGCCAGCAAGCCGCACCCCGGAGCCGCGGUCGCGCAGGCAGCCACUCCGGUGUCUGAGCGAUGCGACGAACAUGGAGUCACCUACUUGCCCUUGGACAUGCCGGGGGUGGUGCCACAGUUCGCGGAGACGCCUCGGAGCUGCCAGGAGCUUUGCUCCUACCAGCCCGGUGCUGCCUACUACAGCUUUGAUAGGCCGACGAGCACUUGCCACUGUCAAGCAGCGGAGGUCGGUAUGCGCCAUCAAGGAAGCUGGGGCUUCGUCAGCGGCAGCGUCGGAUGCAACGGGGUGGCACUUCACCCAGACACGCAGCUGAUCGUCCACUACUUGGACAUCGGUUGUUACCAGGCCGGAGUCUUCUUCAGCGGGGCGGCAAGCAGCGAGUCGUAUGAGGCGAACUCCCUGCGAUGCCAACGGCGCUGUCAGACAGCUCCCGAGCUUUGUGAGCAUUUCGUGUACUUCAGCCGUGGCCUCGAUGCUUUUGGUGUCGAAAGCGACUUGACGGCCAUGGCAGUGCGCUCUAGAAGUGAGGCCUCCUCCAAGAGCUCUAGCAGCGGCGUUCGGUUUCAACCCGAUGUGGACUUCGACGACCGAGAGCUCAACGUGCUCCACACGGCAUCGAUUACUUCUUCCGCUUCCACCUCGAAGAAGAGAGUCGGCCAUGCCCUUGCCGGGGACUUUAUCCGUGCCAAGACGGUAGAUGCGGCCACCCACAGCGGAGGUGGUGGGCCCUCGGUCUGCCAAAGGCUCACCAAGAAGCUACGCAAGACCAACUAUGUCAACAACAUUAUGGUAUUGGUGGUUUUGCUGGAUGCCUACUGCAACGCAGCCAGUAUCGAUGCAAGAGCUGCCGGGAAUCAGACCCCACAACUUUGGACAGUCUUGUCCGAUGUGUGUCUGGUCUUGUAUAGCCUGGAGCUGGCUCUGCAGUUCUAUCUGGAUGGAAUCGCUAUCUUGCGAAGAGGUCUAAUAAUGAUGGAUGUUGUUGUCAUCUCAGCCGGGUAUAUUGAAGUCAUGCUCGAUCUCGUUGCACCAGGUAACGAAUAUGCGAAUUUGGGCGUGCUGAGCAUACUGCGCUUGGCGCGGGUGCUGCGAUUGCUGAAACUGCUUCGUAAGGUUAAAUCCCUGCGGGAACUGCAAAAGUUAGUGAAGAUGAUGCACACUUGCAUCAAAGCGCUCUUUUGGUCCUUUAUUUUCUGCUUUGUCGUUAUGACCAUAUGGGCCAUGCUGAUAGUUGAAUGGAUAGACCCAUAUGUGCGAGACAUGGUCGAGGAAGGCCUUUUUGAGGAAUGUGGUGUAUUCUGCGAAACGGCAACCACCUCGGUCAUGAAAGCGAACUUGCUCCUUUUUAAGACCGUCAUAGCAGGUGACAGCUGGGGACAGAUGGCCGUGCCCGUGAUCCUCAUGCAUCCCGAGACUGCCGUCAUCUUCGUGGGCUCCUCGCUGACCUUAGUCUUCGGUGUCUUGAAUCUCAUCGUUGCAGUAGUAGUGGACACUUUCGCGGAUGCUCGGGAGAGGGACAUCCUGAAUCUGGCAGAGGAGCUGGAGCAGGACGUGGCUGCAGACAGGAAGUUCCUACAAAAGAUAUUUGACCGAAUCGACGAGGACGGAACGGGUCAGCUAAGCCUGGAGCAGCUGGUGGCGGGGGCCCGGCAGGAUGCCGAGUUCCAGAGCCGACUGCGUAUCAUGGACAUCGAUGAAAUGGAUUUGGUGGAGCUCUUUCAAAUGAUCGACACGGAUGGGUCUGGCGCGAUAGAAGCUCCGGAAUUCAUAAAGCCGUUGAGCAGGUGGGUGCAUGACUCGAAGACAGCGCCGCGAUUUAUUAAGUACAACAUGCUGCGAACGAUGCACCAGCAAGAAGAGCUCCAGAAGCAGUGUGACACAAACUUUGAAAACCUACACACAAAAAUUGACAGACUUACCCUGUCGAUGGAUCGCCUGAUGGCGGGUGUUCCCGCAACAGCUACAUCGAAGUCCUUUGCUGCGCACUGGGUGGGACACACUUCCUUCAUUGAGAGCAAUGGCUCGAACCUGGACAUCCAUGAUUUGGUGGAGCAGCCACAUGCAUCGAAGAGGGUCGCUUUAAAGGAGGGCAGUGUGAACUUGGAGGAGGCACUGGAGGCGGCUGUGGUCAGGCUGCGGGGCAUGGUUCUUGAGGUCACCGACCAAGCCUUGCAAUGUGCUUCUGCAGGAAUGGGAGAGUUGCUCCGAGAAGGCUUGGACAGCCACUUUGGCCAUUUGUCGCCAGCCGCGGACACGAAGCGUCAAGGAUGUCAAGGGCAGCGCUCCUUGAGAGCUUUGUCCACGAGGACGACCUUCGACAGCAUCUACUCAAGCCAGGAUAUGGCCAACGAACGGAAGCCGCUCGACGAGCCAGUGUUGCUGGUGCCAACUUCCGGACACGCAGAACUCGGCGAGGACACUUACACUGCACCUCCCGUGCUAUUCACUCAAGACAGCGUUGGGCUUCAACUUGCCCCACAGUCUCCAACCAAAACAUAA